AUGUCCGCUCACCACGCCGAGUCCUCCACCUCCAACGGCUCCUCCGGCCAACCCAAGUUCUCAAACGGACCACAUAUCCGUUCUCGCAUCACUGUCGUCUGCGCGGAGUGCAAACGCCUGAAGCUCAAGUGCGACCGUCGGACCCCAUGCAGCUCGUGCAUUAAGCGCGACACCGUUCAACGAUGCGUCUACUCCCAGGCUGCGGCCGAGAAAGUCGACGUCCAAUCCCUCCAUAACCGCAUUCUCGAGAUCGAGCGCGUGCUUGCCCAAAUGCAAGCCGCCGGCCCCUCUCCCUCAGCUUCCGCCGCGCUCGCCUGCAUCCCUGCGCUCAAGCAGACUGCGAACGCGGUGGCCGGUCCGAGCAGAGCCGGCCCUUCCACUGUCCCUCCCACACUCAUGGCCGGCCUGCCAUGCAACGACCGCGCCCUUCUCGCCCAAGGCGCGUCGGGGAGUUCCGUGGUCAUCAGCCUCGACGACGUCGUCAGUCUUUGGCUCAGCGAGUAUGAGGCCGAAAUCAUCGAAGGCAAGUCCUCAGAUCCCCGGCCUGGUUCAAUCUCCUUCGCCCCCGGCGCAGGUUCACAUCUACCAGCCGGCGGCCUGAACUCGCUACAACCCCCCGCGCCCUUCGAAGCGUUUCUUCCGCCUCCUUCAGCAGGUCCUACUGCGCUCCCACAAGUCACCGCCGCGCUGGUCGCCUACCUGCCCGCGGACUCCGCGCGCUCCCGGUUCCUCAAGGCGUUCCGCGAGACGAUGCUCCUCCACCCGUCGUUCAAUGUGCCCCACUUCGAGCAGCGCAUCGCCGCCGUCUUCAGCUGGGCGGAGACGGGCGAGAGCGCGGGCACCGCGACGCCCGCCUACGGGGCGCGACCCAUGUCGAAGCAGGAGCUCGCGCGCGACAUCUUCCUCUCGUCUGCGAAGCCCGGGGCGGGGGCCAGCUUUUUCUCCGCCGCGGCGGCCGCGUUCGCGUUGGGGGCGCUCGUGGCGCGCGACGAGGAUCCAGAGGCGGACCGUGCAGAGCCCCUCACGCCGCUGACGCCGGGAGAGAGCGCGGGCACGCCGGCGACGUUGUUCGCGCUGUCGGAGCAGGCGCUGCAGUUCUUCGAGAAGACGUCGGCGUACGACCUCGACUCGAUUAUCGCGAUGAUCCUGCAGGUGCUGUACAUGCUCCACGAAGGCCAGAUGAGCGUCGCGCAGAGCGUUUUCCCUUGCUUCGUGGCCGACAGCAUGGGCCAUCCUCCCCUCAUCGCCGACAACACGCAUACAACGCAUAUUCCCGCCGACGUCGACGAAGAUAGGUUCACCCCGUCCUCAACAUCCCUACCCAUACCAGAGAACUCCGACAAAGACUCGACGUCGGAGUACUUUGCGCUCAAGUGCAAGCUCGCGCAGCUGUCAGAACCUCCCAUCGACCAAGCCGCGAACUUCGAGGCCGACGUCGAGGCGUUCCUCAACGACCUUCCUCCGACCUGGCGUUUCGAGCCCGUUGCGGACAUCACGGCACCCGUCGCUCCUCUCCCCGUCGGCGCGUCGCCCUUCCGUCUCGCGCAAAAGUGCGAGCUCGCGAUCCUCGCCCACCGGCUCGUCCUCAAGACCUACCUUCCCUUCCUCAAGACUGCGCGCCCCGGCGCGGCCCACCAGGCGGUCUACGGCGCGAUCGGUGCCGCACACAACGUCAUCGGGGCGGCGCGGCCCUCCACGCCGUGUGGGCGGCACCCGGCCCGCCGUGUUCGACUUCUACGACUUCGGGCGGACGGUGUUCGACGCGGCCGUCGUGUGCGCGCACGCGGUGUCCAGGAGCCGCACAGCCUCAUCGCGGGCGAGGGCGUGAAGGACGUCGCGUGCGCGUUCGCGAUCCUCCAGGACAUCGGGACGUACGCCGGGGCGUCGAGGGCGUCGGCGCCGGGGUAG
Molecule: messenger RNA, 1908 nt
Organism: Epithele typhae
Lineage: Eukaryota; Fungi; Basidiomycota; Agaricomycetes; Polyporales; Epitheliaceae
Exons: 8
Coding region: 1-1908 (635 amino acids)
Biological process (GO): regulation of DNA-templated transcription
Molecular function (GO): DNA-binding transcription factor activity, RNA polymerase II-specific; zinc ion binding
Source: RefSeq, a predicted model, not a curated record